AUGACCGCGAACCGUUUACCUCCUGUGAAUACGCAUUUUCACGAGCAUCGACAUGUCAGCCCUGCCCCUUCCCGUGACAACUCGGGAACGCAGUUUCUGCCAAAGAGAAGGGAUACAGAGAAGACAGCGUACUCAUCCCUUGAUGUAACCGAGCGGUCGUCAUUCAAAAGAAAUUUCUCAACACCAACACAGUUUCUACUCGACGCAACCAAAAGCUACUCCCUACUACAUGGGAUACUGGAAGACGAUGAGUCCCGGCGGAUAUUUUAUUUCAUGAUAUUGAACCUCUGCUUCAUGGUGGUCCAGUCAACAUAUGGUAUCCUCACGGGCUCUCUGGGGUUGAUCAGUGACAGUAUACAUAUGUUCUUCGACUGUGUAGCCUUGCUGGUCGGGGUGUGCGCCGCCGUCAUGAGCAAAUGGCCUCCCAGCCUCAAGUUUCCCUACGGCUACGGUAAGAUUGAUACCCUGGCAGGCUUAGGCAACGGCAUUUUCUUAAUGCUCAUCAGCAUUGAGAUUGUCUACGAGGCCAUUGAACGACUGUUCUCUGGUGCCGAUGUCUGCCGAACCGCGGAGCUGCUUGUGGUCAGCACCAUCGGUUUGUUUGUCAAUCUGGUCGGCAUUUUCGCUUUCCAUGGCGCACACGAUCACGGACAUGGACAUGGAGGACACAGCCAUGGGCAUUCUCAUCAUGACCACGACCACGACCAUGAGGACACGAAAGAUCACAGUCACCACGAAGCAGUAGGAACCCCCAUGACUGCUUCGGCUUCGCCAAUGAAACAUAGACGUGGUGCAGCAAGCGACCGCCAUCGUGGCGGAGAAAAUAUGCAAGGCAUCUACCUCCACAUCAUGGCCGACGCACUCGGCUCUUUGGCUGUUGUGGGAUCCACCCUCCUUGUCCGCUGGACCGGUUGGAGCGGGUUUGAUCCCCUAGCAUCAUGUAUCAUUGCGGUUCUCAUUUUUGCAUCUACCAUCCCUCUCGUCACCACAACGACAAAGAUCCUCCUUCUAUCCCUCAACUCAGACAUUGAAUACAACCUUCGAGACAUUCUCAGUGGCGUGGCCGAAAUUCGCGGCGUCGUAGGCUACACCGUUCCGAAAUUCUGGCUGGAAGAUAUCAAGAAAGAGCCCGGUCACCACCAUCACCAUGGCCAUUCCCAUACACACGAUGACCAUUCUCAUUCGCAUUCACACUCUCAUAAAAACAGUGAUGGUAAGAAGUGUGAUGGCGAAAAUGCCGACCCCACCGUGUUGGGUGUGAUCCACAUCAUUGCCUCAUCGAGUGCAGAUCUAGAGGACAUCAGGGAACGAGUCUCGACGUACUUGCGACGGCGGAAAAUGGAUGUCGUGAUUCAGGUGGAGAGGGAAGGAGAACAGCGGUGUUGGUGCGGCGGGGGCCAGAAGAGCGCGAAAGCGUGA
Molecule: messenger RNA, 1419 nt
Organism: Cladophialophora psammophila CBS 110553
Lineage: Eukaryota; Fungi; Ascomycota; Eurotiomycetes; Chaetothyriales; Herpotrichiellaceae
Exons: 1
Coding region: 1-1419 (472 amino acids)
Biological process (GO): zinc ion transport; intracellular zinc ion homeostasis; transmembrane transport
Cellular component (GO): membrane; Golgi apparatus
Molecular function (GO): zinc ion transmembrane transporter activity
Source: RefSeq, a predicted model, not a curated record